Messenger RNA from Arabidopsis arenosa, 1701 nucleotides. Lineage: Eukaryota; Viridiplantae; Streptophyta; Magnoliopsida; Brassicales; Brassicaceae. The record is from the annotation of a GenBank genome assembly.
UUUUGCAUGAGUUUCAAAGCUUAUCUCACUCUUCUUCCAUAGCUAUGACUACUUUAACGAAGAUUCAAGUGUACCCACAAGUCUUGGAGCACCGUCUCUUCUUCAGAGAUCCGAUACGGGUCGGGUCAAGAUUGACUUGUAGAGAACGUAAUAAUAGGGUUUCUGUGCAUCGCUGUGAGAAGAAAGUUGAAAGAAAGAGAAAAGUUGAGAAAUUUAAAGGAAAUGGUUAUUGGGAUUCUUUGAAAUCUGGGUUUUUAGGGUUUAGUAAAUUAGGGUUCUUGUCUAAAGAUGAGUAUAAUCAGAAAGUUGAAAACUUGGAGAUGGUUUUCUCUUCGAUUGCUGUUCAAAUUGCGAGAUACAUUGUGACGAUGACAAGCACUGGAGCUAUUCUUUUGAUUGGGUUUCAAUUAUCAGGUGGGGAUAGUUCGAUGAACUCAUUGGUUUGGUAUAGUUGGCUUGGUGGAAUUAUCAUUGGAACCAUGACUGGUGCUAACAUGGUUUUGGAAGAUCAUUACCGAGCCGGUCCCCGGAAUGUUGUUAUAACCGGAAGCACGAGGGGACUAGGGAAAGCUCUUGCCAGAGAGUUUCUUCUCUCUGGAGACAGAGUCAUUGUCACAUCUCGCAGUUCUGAAUCUGUUGAUAUGACUGUCAAAGAGCUAGAGCAAAAUCUCAAAGAGAUUAUGAGUAAUGCUAGCGAGUCUGCUAAGAAGAAAUUGAGUGAUGCUAAGGUAGUUGGUAUUGCCUGUGAUGUUUGCAAACCCGAAGACGUUGAGAAGCUGUCGAAUUUCGCUGUAAAAGAGCUUGGUUCCAUCAACAUAUGGAUAAACAAUGCUGGUACUAACAAAGGUUUUAGACCGUUACUCGAGUUCACUGAAGAAGAUAUCACACAGAUUGUCUCCACAAAUUUGAUUGGAUCAAUUCUAUGCACACGAGGGGCGAUGGAUGUGAUGAGCAGACAGCACAAUGGUGGACACAUCUUUAACAUGGAUGGUGCUGGCUCUGGGGGUUCUAGCACUCCUCUCACGGCCGUAUAUGGGUCAACAAAAUGUGGACUUAGGCAAUUUCAUGGGUCUAUUGUGAAAGAAAGCCAAAAAACAAACGUUGGCCUGCACACUGCAUCCCCGGGCAUGGUUCUGACCGAACUUCUUCUUAGUGGUUCGAGCAUAAAAAACAAGCAGAUGUUUAACAUAAUAUGCGAGCUUCCCGAAACAGUAGCUAGAACAUUGGUACCACGCAUGCGAGUUGUGAAAGGUUCGGGAAAAGCCGUCAAUUACCUGACUCCUCCUCGGAUAUUGUUAGCUAUUGUCACUUCCUGGCUCAGGAGAGGCCGAUGGUUUGAUGACCAAGGACGGGCGUUAUAUGCAGCGGAAGCAGAUAGACUAAGGAACUGGGCAGAGAACAGGACGAGAUUGUCGUUAACAGACGCGAUGGAGAUGUACACAGAGAAUACUUGGGUCUCUGUUUUCUCUCUUUCUGUUGUUUGCGCUUUCAUCAUCUUACAAAGCACAACACCUAGCUCUUUUCCAGGCACAUAACAACAUCUUUCACGGUUGUCUUUAAGAAAAAUGUAAACGUACAUGUUAUGUAUAAAAGAUAAAAAUGAACCGAUUUGUUCAUGCACAAACUCUGGUUAAAGAUGUAAACACGUCAUUAAAGUUGUAGAAUGUUUUGUUGUUGACAAAAUGAAUGAAAAUAUUUUAA